AGGCCCUAGGGUUCGGUUUAGCAGCCGCAGACGCAGAGUGAGGAAGCCCGGGGUGGUAGGAACUAAGAGCAAGAGCAGCGACAAUGGUGGAGAAGACAGGCAAAGGAAGGCAAGAAGAGGUUGUUACUCGCGAGUACACAAUCAACCUCCACAAGCGCUUGCAUGGCUGCACAUUCAAGAAGAAGGCACCAAAAGCCAUAAAGGAGAUCAGAAAGUUUGCUCAAAAGGCUAUGGGGACUACUGAUGUUAGAGUUGAUGUGAAGCUUAACAAGCAUGUAUGGAGUCGUGGUAUUCGUAGUGUGCCAAGGAGAGUUCGCGUUCGCGUUGCACGAAAGAGAAAUGAUGAGGAAGAUGCCAAAGAGGAGUUUUUCUCCCUUGUUACUGUUGCUGAGAUCCCUCCAGAAGGAUUGAGGGGGUUGGGAACCAAAGUUAUCGAUGAAGAGGAUUGAAAUAGUGUUGUGCCCUAGUUAAGACUGGAAUUCUUAGUUAUAUUUUUGUUUAAUUUAGUAAAUUUUGUUUCUUUCUGGAAUUCUCUAAACGACAUCCGGGCUGAUAAAGUAUUUGAACUUAUUGUCACUUAUGCGGUUAGCUUGAUCUCUUAAAUUACCUUCGUGCGAUGAAAACCUGGCAGUUUGGUGUGGGAAAUUAUUGUUUCACAUGAGCUAUAUUUAAGAACAUUUUCCAUUGUCAAGCUUCAAUAGAUGUGAUAUAAAUUGUUAAUAAGGAAUUGUUAGGAUUAUUCCCAUUGAAUGA
Pistacia vera is the source of this 753-nucleotide messenger RNA. RefSeq names its product 60S ribosomal protein L31-like. Gene Ontology annotation, cellular component: ribosome; cytosolic large ribosomal subunit. The record is from RefSeq and is a predicted model, not a curated record. NCBI's taxonomy places the organism in Eukaryota, Viridiplantae, Streptophyta, Magnoliopsida, Sapindales, Anacardiaceae. Gene Ontology annotation, biological process: cytoplasmic translation. Gene Ontology annotation, molecular function: structural constituent of ribosome. The transcript is spliced from 2 exons. The coding region runs from base 84 to 449 and encodes 121 amino acids.